AGCCUUGAAAUUUUGAAUUGUGAGUUGUCAUGUUUUUUACCUUAAUUUGGCCUUUUUAAAUGUUAUAAAUUCAAAUACAUAUUUGAUUCAAUCAAAUUAUUACUUUUUAGAUAUCCAAAGAUACUUGUGGCGGUAAUACGUAUUUCGUUGAAAUAUGGUUGGGUUAGUUGGCUAGGUUCAAGUGCUUGAAGGCUGCUUGUAUGCUUUUGUUAUUAAUUGCAUUUUCCUGUCAACUUAAACUCUUGAGAAGUAAUUAAUUUACGUGAGGGUGCAAAAACAUUUGAGAUGGUGAUAGCCAGUGAGGCGGGGCCCUCGAAGAGUGGGAGGGAGAAGGAGGGUGCUCCCGAAGAGAAGGACGACCGCACUUUCGAAUGCAACAUCUGCCUGGACACGGCCAAAGAUGCUGUCGUCAGCAUGUGCGGUCAUCUCUUCUGCUGGCCUUGCUUGCACCAAUGGCUGGACACGAGGCCCACACGCCAGGUGUGCCCGGUCUGCAAGGCGGCCAUCAGCGAAGAAAAGGUCAUUCCUCUCUACGGCCGAGGCAGCACCAAGCAACAGGAUCCCAGACAUAAAGUCCCACCCCGUCCUCCUGGCCAAAGAACAGAACCGGAAAAUAACGGAGGGUUUCCGGGAUUCGGGUUCGGAGAUGGGGGCUUCCACAUGUCUUUCGGGAUCGGAGCGUUUCCGUUCGGGUUUGUCACGUCUUCGUUCAACUUUGGGGAUCACCAUCCUCAUCAGAGGCCAUCCCAUGGAGCUGGACGUGGAAUGGCACUAUUGGAUGAGGAUCCAUUCGUUUCCAAAAUUUUCUUAUGGGUAGCUGCUAUUUUCAUCAUGUGGCUGUUUUAUGCCUAAACAGACCAGACCCCAGUCAAUGACAAAAUGCAGUUAACAGUUGCAAAAUCAGUUACCGGAUCUUGAAAAAUAUGUCCAAGGAAUUAUCAAGAAUAAUUCAUUCAUACAACCCGUCAUUUAUGUGUUUGCAUGGAUGUCAUUCAAUGUUUUAAUAUUUAAACUACUCGAAACCAUUCCUGCUACUAUACUCUGAUGAUUUGAAGUUAUUCAAAUAUUGAUGUCUACUGAAAUCGUUCGAAUAUUGGUGUCUACUGAUUGAAAAUGUUGCUUUGAGAAACACUCCCAAAUUUCAGCCACUGUAUAGGCUGGUAUGUGUUGAAACCUUGUAAUACCUGCUACUAAUUCCUUGCUACCAAAUUUCCAAAUAAAUUCAGAUGUCAUUGGAUAUUUGUUGGACUAGUGUGUUGGUGUAUGUAUGCGUUUGUGUGUGAGUGAGAGAGUUUUUGGAAAGUUUAAAGCUCUAGAUCAGUUUUAAUUAAACCUAUCCAAUGGUAGAAGACAGUACAAGAUAUUUUAGACUCAACCUUGGUAGAUCUAACAACCUUGGAAGAGUCUGCAUGUUUGUAUUGAGGUAUUGUUUGAUAAUUUUAUUGUUGAUCGAUGUAAAAUCUACGUCGAUUGUAAAUAUAUUUUUAUCAUUAUUUCGUUGAAUAUUGUUAUGUAAAUCAUACUUUUAUUAUCAAUAUAUUGUAAAAAAGUAGAUUGAAAUCAUAUUUAUUUUAUUGUAGAAUUUUAGUGUUUCUUCGGUGAAUAUAAUUUUCGUUCAACUCAAAGUCGUUGAGUUUUCUUGGUUUUUUGCAGCAGAAAAGAUCUUCGAAAUUCGAAAAUUUUGUGGUAAAAUAUGUAUGUUUAAAUUUGUACAGUGACACAGCUUUGAGUCAUUAUACUGUCUUUAAAAAUGUGUGUGUGAAUGAAAAAAAUAAAGCUGUGUACAAAAGUUA
Messenger RNA from Nilaparvata lugens (brown planthopper), 1793 nucleotides. Its product is annotated as E3 ubiquitin-protein ligase RNF185. Gene Ontology annotation, molecular function: ubiquitin protein ligase activity; ubiquitin-like protein conjugating enzyme binding; metal ion binding. The coding region runs from base 286 to 852 and encodes 188 amino acids. The transcript has 6 exons. Gene Ontology annotation, biological process: ubiquitin-dependent protein catabolic process. The record is from RefSeq and is a predicted model, not a curated record. Lineage: Eukaryota; Metazoa; Arthropoda; Insecta; Hemiptera; Delphacidae. Gene Ontology annotation, cellular component: endoplasmic reticulum.